Closterium sp. NIES-65 is the source of this 5700-nucleotide messenger RNA. NCBI's taxonomy places the organism in Eukaryota, Viridiplantae, Streptophyta, Zygnematophyceae, Desmidiales, Closteriaceae. The record is from the annotation of a GenBank genome assembly.
AUGACUCCCAUCGCUUCCCCCGCCGCGCCCCAUCUUCCCGCCUCUCACUCCGCCAGCCCCCUUGCGCCCCCGCCCCCUCCCGCGCCGUCCGCGGGCUUUGCGCCGCCGCGCAGCUCCCCCGCGCCGACCGCGCGGCUGUCGUUCGGCUCCGUGUGGCCCAAGGCGCGCGACGAGGCGAUCGAGGUGGCAAAAGAAUUCCCCAACGGCGACACAUACUACGGCGGAUGGUUACUCGUCGGAGGCGGGUUACCACACGGCCUCGGGUGUUACACCUGGGGCGACGGGAGCGUGUACGAGGGGGAGUGGGUGAAGGGGCAGAAAAACGGGCAGGGGAUGUUUUUAUGGCCGUCCGGGGCGAGGUAUCAGGGGGAAUGGAAAAAAGGGCAGAUGCAGGGAGUGGGGACGUAUUGGGGCGCGGACGGGUCUUUUUACACGGGCAACUGGGCAGCCGGAAUAAAGCACGGGCUGGGCAGGAAAAUUUACCCUAACGGGGAUUCGUACGAGGGGUUCUGGAGCUGGGGCGCGGCGGAAGGUCCGGGGCGGUACAAGUGGCGCAACGGGAACGAGUACUUCGGGGAGUGGAAGGCCGGGACCAUGAGCGGAUUUGGCGCGUUUGCUUGGGCGAGUGGGGAUAGGUUCGAAGGGGAGUGGGAGGGCGGGUAUGAGCAUGGGCCGGGGUCGUUUGUAUGGGCGGAUGGGAGUCGGUAUGAGGGGACUUGGAGUCAUGGGUUGAAGGAUGGGAAAGGGGUGUUUUACCCUGCGGGGUAUAGGUCCGAGGAUGGAGUGCUUGGAGGGGGUAGAUCGGGGGAAGAGGGGGCGGAAGGGGAGGCGGAGGUGGGGAGGUGGUCGAGUGGUGGGGAGAGGGAGUGUGCGCCGUGGGAUGGUGAGGGGAGUGGGGAUGAGGGGCAGAGGAGGGACGAGGAGGGAAGAGGAGGGGGAGAGAGAGGAGAUGGAGGGAGAGAGGAGGAGGAAAGGAGGGGAAGGCAAAGCGAGGGCGGUGCAGGGGAGGGUUGGGAGCAAGAGAAGGUUCCUAGAGCUGUAUCCCAUGAUAGCUAUGUUAGCAGCAGCAAGAACCGAACCUCCAAGACAGGUUCGGCAUUGGUCGGUGCCGCAGGCUUGGUGGAAGCCAGAGGCACGGCGGCUGCCCCGGCCGAAGCCGUGGCCCGUGGUUUGGCGGAGCAGGGGAUAGGGCAUGGCAGUGGUGGGAGUGGGAACGUUGAGGCGGGGAGUGGGAGGGUGGGGAGUGGGUGUGAAGCGGAGAUGGGGUGGAAAGGGGGACAGCAGCAGGGGGAGCAGCAGCAGGGGGCUCAAGAGGAGCAGCAGGAGCAAGAGAGCCACCGCUCCCCCUGUGCUCUGCCCGUCAGUGUCUCAAGUCUCGCAGCCUCUGAUACCACUCUCGCCACAACACAGGCACCGCGGCUCAUCUCCUCGCCCCUCACUGCCCCUUUCCCUCCCGAUGCUUCUGCUGCUGCUGGCAUUACCGCCCUCCACAGCCCGAAUACUGCUGCUGCUGCUGCUGCUGCUGCUGCUGCCCCGGUUGCUGCGACUGCUGGCAAUACCGCUCUUCUCACCGCGGUUGCAGAAUCCAUUCAGCGUAGCGGCAGCAGCAUCAGUAGCAGCAACUGCAGCACCAGCGGCGCUGCUACUGGCAUUAGCCGUCGCUCGUCACGUGCUAGCACUGGUGAUGCCUCUUCUGCUGCCAUUGCCUCGUCUACUAGGAUCAACCCCUCUGCUGCCAAUACCCCUUCUGUUGCCAAUGCCUCGUCUACUAGGAUCAACCCCUCUGCUGCCAAUACCCCUUCUGUUGCCAAUUCCGCUUCUGCUGUCAAUACUCCAAUCACUGCUAAUACCGCUAAUCGAGAGCUCCAAAGGAGGAGAAGCAGCAACGAUGCCAGUAUCGAGAGUGACACAAAGGAGGGGGAUUCAGGUGAAUCUGUGAGGGGAUUAGCAGCUCACCGGAGGCUAAGCUCGGCUGAAUCCUCCCUUCCCCACUCCACCUCCUUCCCUGAGCGUACGCCUACGGUUGCAACUGCUGGUACACCUACGGUUACAUGUGCGGGUACACCUACAAUUACAACUGCAGGCACACCGACGGUUACAACUGCGGGUACGCCUACGGUGACAACUCUGAGCACGCCGACGCAGCGGAUAGCGGAGUGGGCGCGGCGAGUGAGCAUAGAGAGGCAGCUUGUAGAGGGGACAAGGGCGCUAGACCAGGAGCUGGGGCAGCAGGCGGCACAGCAGGAGCAGCUUUGGAGCGGGCCGCUGCGAGCCCUGAGAAUGCUACGCACUGGGAGCUACGGCCAGAGCCCCAGUGAUGGUGGUAACGGUGUUGUUGUUAAUGGUGGUGGUGGUGGUGAGGGUGAUAAUAACGAGGGCAACGGUGAGGGUGGUUGGGGUAGUGGCAGUGGUAUCAGGAGGAGUGGGACGGACGGUGGUGCCAUAGCUGGUGUUUUGGAGCCGGAGGGGUUGGCAGAAAGGAAAAGCACACCAGAUGUGGGAGUGGGGAGAGUAAGGGGAGUAAGGGGAGUGAGGGGAGUGAGGGGAGUGGAGGGAGGGAGAGGGAUUGCAGAGGAGAGGGGAUUAAGCAGAGGUGGGUUGCCUUUGGCGGGUAAGAGUCUUAGCUUGAGGGAUGACCGGCUGUUGAAACUCGAACCUGUUGACGCGAGGAAGGUUUGGGGGAGCUUCCGGACCGGGCGGGAGGCUCGGUCGGAGGCUCGGGUGGAGGGUCGGGCGGAGGCUCGGUCGGAGGCUCAGCAGCAUGCAGUGCGCCCGCCGAGCCUGCAGGUGCCGAACCCAGGGGGGUUAGGAACAGGGGGAAUGAUAAAAACAGAGGAGGGAGGGAUGCAAUCAGCAGAGGGGGUGAGUAAAGCAGGAGAGAGAGGGAGCACAGCAGCAGGCGCGGGGGUGACUGCAGCAGCUGGCUUGGGAGGGACCACGUCGAAGCAGCAGCACAAGAUGGCGAGGUUGGUGACCAUGGGCCCUGUGCCGGGGCGCAGUGUGGCUUACCAUGAGCCGGGGCGGGGAGGGUCGGCAUCUUCUGAGCCGGGGCGGGGAGGGUCGGCAUCUUCUGAGCCGGGGCGGGGAGUGGUAGGGUGUCUUGAGCCAGGGAAAGGGGCAGCGAGUGAAGAGACGUCUCGAUCGGGGCCGCUGGGCAUCCGAAUGGCUUCUGACACGGCUGGCGUGCGAGAGCAGGGGGGAGGGGCAGCGAGUGAAGAGACGUCUCGAUCGGGGCCGCUGGGCAUCCGAGUUGCUUCUGACACUGCCGGCGUGCGAGGUGGCGAAGGGUCAGCAUCAGCAUCUCUAAUCACAUCCCCCAUGUUCAGCACGAGCCACGCAGUGGGAGCGCCCACAGGGGCGGGGCAGGGGGGCAGCAGGCCGAAGCCGAGCAUGCGGAGGGGAACGGUGUUGGUGAGGGAGUAUGUGCAAGGCGUGCUUGUUUCUGAGACGGCCAAGAGCGACAAGACCGUGCUGCCUUCGACUCACGAGGGUUUGUGUUCCCUCUUCAUCGGGCUUCUCAAUGCUUUUGAGUCGACUCACGAGGGUUUGUGUCCCCUCUUCAUCGGGCUUCUUGAAGAAAGUGGAUCGCGAAACAAGGGGCCAAGGCGGGAAGGCAAGAAGGCGGGCGAGUUGAUAUACAAGGGUCAUCUGUCGUACGACCUGAUGGUCACGCUGCAGCUUGGCUUGCGCCACUCCAUAGGUCGCAUGGGGCUGGACUCCGUACGGGAGUUGAGAGAAAGCGACUUCUCGCAACACGCACGCAGCCACUACUCCAUAGGGCGCAUGGGGCUGGAUUCAGUGAGGGAGUUGAGAGAGAGCGAUUUCUCCCAGCAUGCGGGGCCAAGGGCUGUGCGCUUCCCCCCGGAGGGCUCUCAGAUCACUCCCCCGCACCAAGUAGCUCCCUUCAAGUGGCGGGAUUUCUGCCCUGCCGUAUUCAGGGAGCUGCGAGCUCUAUUCGGAGUUGACCCGUCAGACUACAUGCUGUCGCUGUGUGGUGACACGGCGUUAAGAGAGCUGUCUUCCCCGGGCAAGUCGGGCAGUGUCUUCUAUCUCUCCCACGACGAUCGCUUCAUCAUCAAGACAAUGCGACGAGCCGAAGUGCAUGUGCUCCUGCGAAUGCUCCCGGCAUACCACGAGCACGUGAAGCAGUACGAGCACACCCUGCUCACCAAGUUCUUCGGCCUCCACAGCUGCAAGAUCUACAAGCCCUCCACCGGCAGCACCAUGAUCCGAUUCGUGGUGAUGGGCAACCUUUUCAACUCAGACGUGCGGCUGCACCGCCGCUUCGACCUCAAGGGCUCCUCACAGGGGCGCAGCAUGGACAAGGUGGCGAUCGAUGAGACCAUGACGCUCAAAGAUCUCGACUUGGACCUCGCCUUUAGGCUGCACGGGGGAUGGAGAAACCUGCUGCUCAGCAUGGACAAGGUGGCGAUUGAUAAGACCAUGACGCUCAAAGACUUGGACCUGGACCUUGCGUUCCGGCUGCACGGAGGGUGGAGAUACCUUCUGCUCAGGCAAGUGGCCGCGGACUGCCACUUCCUGCAGUCCCAACGCAUCAUGGAUUACAGCCUCUCCUCUUGGGCAUGCAUUUCCGUGCCACAGACCUUUGAGUCGACUCAAAAGGCAUUUCCGCAAAUGGCUGCCGACUGUCAUUUCCUCCAGUCGCAACGCAUCAUGGAUUACAGUCUCCUCUUGGGAGUGCAUUUCCGAGCCACAGACCCGCCCCCCCCAAUAGUCACCAUCGCUGAAGGCAAGGUCACAGUGAGGGAAAGGGAGGGGGAGGAGCUAGCAAAGGAGAGGCAAAAGGGGGCAGAGGAUGGGGAGGAGGAAAAGGAGGUAGUGGAAGGAGAGGGGGAAGGGAAGCAGGAGGGGAAGGGGGAACAGCCGGGGGCGCUCGGAUGCCAGGAAGCGAGAGUAGGUAUGGGGGGAGGAGGGGGUGAGGCGGAGUGCAGAAGAGAAGGGUGUUUGUUAGGGCAGCAGGCGGAGGCAGUGGGAGGGGAGAGGGUGACCGAUGGGUGUGCGAUGGGGGGGGAUGCGGUGGGAGAGGAUGCGUCUUCUUCUCCGCUUCAUGGCAGUACGAGUCCUCUUCUCCCUCUCUCUCCCCCUCGUCCGCUUCCCCCGCCCGAGCUAUUAAGCCACACGCACCCAGACCCACCGCCUCUCACCAUCCCCCCUUCCGCCACGGCACCUGAAGCAACCUUCUCAGGUUUUUCCCCAGGCACUCCUGCCUCCAACCCCCUCCCAGCACCGCCUGCCGCUCCUGGAAACGCCGGCGCUGCCCCAGGUGAUUCUUCAGCCUCCCUCCCCCAGAUUCGGCCUGUCUGCACUAGUGGGGGCGUUACGCUCCCCCACUUCCAAAAGGCAGAGCCACGUGAAGCGAGGGGGGGGCCUGUCUGUGCCUGCAAGCCCGUGGCUGCACCCUGUGCUGGGGAAGGUGCAGGUGCAGCCGCAGCAGGACGAAGGGGGUCAGGGGGAGCAGAUUCAAGGCCCACGAGGGCAGCAGCAGCAGCAGCAGCAGGAAGGGCAGCAGCAGCAGCAGCAGCAGGAAGGGCAGCAGCAGCAGCAGCAGCAGCAGCAGGAAGGGCAGCAGCAGCAGCAGCAGCAGCAGGAAGGGCAGCAGCAGCAGCAGCAGCAGCAGCAGCAGCAGCAGCAGCAGGAAGGGCAGCAGGGGCAGCUGCAGCAACCCAGACGGCCCUCUGA